Rhinocladiella mackenziei CBS 650.93 is the source of this 2007-nucleotide messenger RNA. RefSeq lists its product as uncharacterized. Gene Ontology annotation, molecular function: zinc ion binding; DNA binding. Gene Ontology annotation, biological process: DNA-templated transcription. The record is from RefSeq and is a predicted model, not a curated record. NCBI's taxonomy places the organism in Eukaryota, Fungi, Ascomycota, Eurotiomycetes, Chaetothyriales, Herpotrichiellaceae. Bases 1 to 2007 code for a protein of 668 amino acids. The transcript is spliced from 4 exons.
AUGGAAGCUCUCCUCCAAUCUAGUUCCGUACCGCCUCCUCGAGCGCCCGCCGAUGUUAAAGGUUCCCCUCGUCAAGAAUCCGUGGACGCACGGAGCGCAUCUCCUUCUGUCAUUGAGAAAGAGCUUGCUAAUUUGGUGAUAAAUGAGACAGGAGAGCAGAAAUACAUUGGGCCAUCGUCGGGAUUUUCGAUUCUUUCUCCCCGAGGACUGGCAUGGAUUGAACGAAAAACCGGCUCGAUGAGGAUGAAAACUAUCCUGCAAACCAUCCAGCGUGCAGGGCCUUUUUGGGCCUCCUUUAGGAUCGGCCAUCAGUGGGACGGAGAUCAGUCGGCAAGAUUUGACCUCCCAUCCAAGGAAGCAACAACAUACCUCGUCAACCAUUAUUUCAAAUGCUUCAAUGCCUCGUUUCCUCUUUUCGACCGGUUCGUGUUCUGGGAACUUUUCGAGCGACAAUACUCCAAUAACCCUCCAACAAAACGGUCUUGGUUUGGCGUGUUGAAUGUCGUCCUCUCCAUUGGUUGUAUCACGGCCACCGCCUCAAUCCGCACAGAUAUUCAGACGCGCGAUCCUUUCAUGUCGACCGAUAUGUCAGACUGGCCCUGGAGAUUCUUCAAGAACGCCUGCUCCGUCCUGUUGGACAUCAUAUUUCUAGACACUGACCUCAUGGGCGUCCAGACAGUGAUUGGAAUGGCUUUUGUCAUGCAAGCCAUAAUGAAUCCUGAAGGUGCCUUUGCCCUCAUCGGGAUCGCAGCACGCCUCGCCACCUCUCUAGGUCUGCAUCGAUGGCUUCCAGGUUUUGGUCUUUCCAAAGUCGAGCUCGAGCAACGUCAACGAGUGUUUUGGAUAAUGUAUAUCCUCGAAAAGGAUCUGGCAACUCGUAUUGGCCGGCCUUCUGCGAUUGAUGACGACGACAUUGGAUUCGGACCUCCUUCCGGAGAAAUACACGGCGAGGGAGAAAUUGCUAUAUCGUUGCCCUCCAUUAAUUAUAACAAAUUCUACCCUUUUCAACGCAUGUGCACUCUGGCCAUUAUCGAAAGCAAGGUGUACAAGGAACUCUAUGCUGUUAGUUCACGGGUCAAGACGGCCAGUGAAAGACUCCGAGCAAUCAGCAGACUAGACGCGGAGCUCCAAGAGUGGAAGGAAAAUUUUCCGAUAGAGGUCAGACCGGAACAUUCACUACAGUGCGACCCAGAAUCCAGAUUUCCCAUUAUCGUUCUUCACUUUGGAUAUUAUCACUGUUUGGCAGCCAUCCACCGCGUCAACGCGCAUCACGAGUUGUGGCUUGCUGAUGUGGAAUCUGACAGUGGCAGUGGUUCCCCGGAAAACCCCUCGACAGCUGCAAAGAGGAGUGAUCGUGGUCACACGUCGUAUUCGCUUUGCCUAGCUUCAGCACGGUCUAUACUACACCUUUCUGUAACUUAUCUGGAUGACUGGAGUGAUCCUCGCAACAAACUCAUCUGGAUAGCGCCAUACUUUCCAGUUUCUGCAUUUCUGGCUUUAUUUGCACACAUGUUGCAAUCGCCUCUUGACCCAAGGGCUGCCGGAGACCAGAUUCUGAUGGAGCGGAUACUGGGAUGCCUCAACAGAGUAAUCACUUUGGAAGACAGAUCGAUCGUACAGUUCCUCGCCACCAUGAUCGGCGAAUUAUUUGUCAUCGCCCGGCAGCACGUCGACAAUGUCAAAGCGCGAUUGUCCUCACCCAACUCCCAGCAAUCCAACUUUGGUGCAGAAAAAGGCGAGAUGAAUCCGAUUCCACAAGGAUUCGUGAAUCCACUUACAGAAAUGGUUUCACCACUACCCGAUACUACCACGCCUUCUCAGUAUUUUCCAACCAAUGAGUUAGUCACGUCGCAACCACAUACCACAAAUCUCUUCAAUAUAAGCUCCUUUCCGGCUUCAGAUCAGACCAUGGGCCAGAACGACAAUACUCUUGCCGACUUUCCAGAUUCGAUGAUGGACGACCCGUUCUUUUUAAUGCAGGACUAUGAUUGGGACUGGAGCUACUAA